AUGGGCAAGCGUGGGAUGCAGGUCCAUGAGAUCACCGAGAGGCCCCCUAAGAAAGCAGUGAUACCACGCCCGGAGCCGGCCGUCGAGCUAGAGGAAGUUGAAGUGGACCCAGCGCAGCCAAGCAGGCGAGUGAGAAUCGGAGUCGGCCUUUCGGAGAAGUUAAAGGGGGAAAUCACGAGAGUACUCCAAGAGCACCGGCUGGUCUUCGCCUGGGGCCCAGAAGAUAUGCCCGGCGUGGAUCGAUCAGUCAUAUCGCAUCGACUCGCCGUAGACCCGGAGCACCGGCCGGUCGUGCAAAAGAAGCGAUAUUUGGCAAACGAUCGGCGGGAGUUUGUGAAGAAAGAAGUCAGCACGCUGUUAGCAGCCGGACACGUCCGUGAGGUCAAGUACCCGGAAUGCCGCUCACUGAAAGCUGCCGAGACACGGUACACUGCCCUGGAAAAGAUCGUGUAUGCCUUGGUGGUCACCGUCCGCAAGUUGGCGCCUUACUUCCAAGCCCAUACCGUCCGGGUCCUGACGGAUCAACCACUCGGGAGUGUACUACGGAACCCCUCGUCUUCCGGCCGGCUAGUGAAAUGGGCCGUCGAGCUGACUCAAUACGGGAUCGAGUACCAACCCAGGCCCUCCAUCAAAGGCCAAGCUUUGGCCGACUUCCUGGUCGAGUGUACGGCGAGCGAGGAGGAGAAGGAAAGUGCCUCGGAAAGCACCUCGGGCGAGUGGUGGGAGAUGCAUGCGGACGGAGCAUCAAGUCGACAGCACCGCGGAGGCGGCGUUGUGCUCAUCACCCCGGAGGGAUUUCGGCUGUAUUACGCCCUAAGAUACCUGUUCCCUGCGUCAAAUAACGAGGCCGAGUACGAAGCAGUAUUGAAUGGCCUCCGACUCGCCAAGGGUCUAGGAAUCGAACGGCUACGAGUCAAAACCGACUCCCGACUAGUAGUCGGGCAAAUCUCGGGUACGUGCGAAGCUAAGAACGCGAGGAUGGCGUUGUACAAAGAAUGUGCCAACAAGAUGUUGAAGGGAUUCGAAGCUUAUGAAAUAGAAUACAUAUCCCGGGCGGACAACGUAGAGGCCGACAUCUUGUCAAAAAUCGCCAUGGAAGGGGUGCCGGACCGCUUAAUAAAGAUUUGCCAGAAGGAGGAGCUAAGUCGGCCGAGCGUCGAAGAGGCGCCGCUAGAUGUCCAGCAAGUAAGCAUCGAAGGGUGGAAUCGAGAGAAAAACCCGGAGAUGUUCUGGAUAAAUGACAUCCGGCGAUUCAAGGAAACAGGCGAGUUGCCAGCUGACCCAUCAGUCGCCGCAAGGGUUCGGCGGAAAGCUCCCUCUUUUCGGAUCGUAGACGGAGACCUAUAUAAGCAGUCGUUCGGAGGGCCCUUGUUGAAAUGCCUACUUAAGCCUGAGGCCGAGAAGGCAUUCGCCAGGAAAGACACUCGGCCAGCCACCUUCUAUACGCCGGUCACCACUGCCAUUCCCUUCGCCAAGUGGGGAAUAGACCUGUUGGGACCAUUACCCGUCGCCCCGGGAGGAUUGAAGUUUUGUGUCGUGGCCGUCGAUUACUUCACCAAGUGGGUCGAGGCGGAGCCCCUGGCUACCAUCACCGAAUACCAGUGUCGACGUUUUCUGUGGAAAAAGGCCAUGUAUGAACUCGAGGACUCCGAGAAAUCUGAAUAA
Messenger RNA from Ipomoea nil (Japanese morning glory), 1665 nucleotides. RefSeq lists its product as uncharacterized. The coding region runs from base 1 to 1665 and encodes 554 amino acids. The record is from RefSeq and is a predicted model, not a curated record. Gene Ontology annotation, molecular function: nucleic acid binding; RNA-DNA hybrid ribonuclease activity. Lineage: Eukaryota; Viridiplantae; Streptophyta; Magnoliopsida; Solanales; Convolvulaceae. The transcript has 4 exons.